GGUUGUCGGCCUCAGCUCUGCUGGAAACCACAGCCUGGGGCUUGCUGAAGUCCUGGGGGAGAGGAAGGGCUUGCCACCAUGGGCCCCCACUGUCGGGUUCGCUUUGCUAAGUGCCAGCUGCUGGCCACCUGCUUCUUCACCCUGCUCCUGGGCCUCUCCAUGGGCUUCCUGACCAUCCUCACCCGAUUCGGGGACCGCUUUGUCGUCAUCCACAGCAUCUCCCCAGAGGAUGACCCCUAUGGGCCCAUGCACCACUGGGCUUUCUCCCUGGGUAUCUUCCUGACCUCGAUGCUGACCCUGGGGGUUGUGCUGAGCAUCCUAGGUGUGGUGCGGGAAGCCAAGGGCCUCAUGGCUGGGGGCUUCCUUUCCUUCACCCUGGUGUUCUUGGUGGCGGUGCAGGUGACCUUCUGGAGAUACCGGGAGCCGUCCAAGGUGGAGAACACCAUGCUCGACACCUACGACAUGGCUUACGAGCAAGCAAUGAGGAACGUCUCCGACAUCUGGCGGCAGAAGCUGGUAGCGGUCCAUGACACGUUUGGCUGCUGUGGAAAGAGCUCACCUCUCAGUGGGCUUGGACAGGACGAAAAGGCCUUGUGUAGGGAAGUCCGGCACAGAGAGGGCUGCCUCCAGGAGAUCAAAAGCUUCGUGAGGGAGCAUUUGAGCUUAGCUACCCUCCUGCUCAUCAUCACACUGGCCCUCAUGGUUUAUGGAAUGUUCCUCACCUCCUUCCUCUGGCUGACCAUCCAUUACGGCAGGAACCUGGACCGAAAGGGCAGCUACACACUGACCACCCAGUAGGGCCUGGCGCAGGCUGACCCAGGCUGCUGCCAAUGGGGGAGGCCCUCUUUCCUUCCUUCAGCCCUGCCAGGAGCCCGCCUGAGGAUGGAGGCAGCUGGCCCUUCCAGGAGCAGACCCCUCGGAAGGCUGCUGGCCACCUGAGGCUUAGCGGGGAGAACCAGGAGGUAAAGGCAGUCACCAUCCACUCCCUGUGUGACCUGGGACAUGCCACUCCAAGAGAACAAUGAUACCUACACUGUUUCCCUCUCAGGACUUUUAUGAGAAAAGUGCUUAAUGAGCUCGUGGUUCCAGAGAAGCUGACCAGUUGAUAGCUGGGGCCGGCCCCCUGCCCCUCUCUGUCCCCCUGAGCUCCAGACAAUCCGCCGACCACACUGGGCAUGCUAGAACGGGAGUCUUCACCUAGGAUCUCUGGGCCCCUAGAGCUUCUGUGGGCAUAUCCUUGGAACCUGUGAUCAUUUGACAACUGCAUUUCAAUACAAUUAGUUUCCUUCGUGUUUGUAUGCAUUA
Molecule: messenger RNA, 1305 nt
Organism: Vombatus ursinus (common wombat)
Lineage: Eukaryota; Metazoa; Chordata; Mammalia; Diprotodontia; Vombatidae
Gene: TSPAN32
Product: tetraspanin 32
Exons: 8
Coding region: 79-798 (239 amino acids)
Cellular component (GO): membrane
Source: RefSeq, a predicted model, not a curated record